Messenger RNA from Panthera uncia (snow leopard), 938 nucleotides. RefSeq names its product kallikrein-1-like. The coding region runs from base 1 to 438 and encodes 145 amino acids. Gene Ontology annotation, molecular function: serine-type endopeptidase activity. Gene Ontology annotation, biological process: regulation of systemic arterial blood pressure; zymogen activation. The record is from RefSeq and is a predicted model, not a curated record. The transcript is spliced from 4 exons. NCBI's taxonomy places the organism in Eukaryota, Metazoa, Chordata, Mammalia, Carnivora, Felidae.
AUGUGGUUCUUGGUCCUGUGCCUGACAAUGUCCCUGGGGCUGACUGCUAGCACCCCUUCCACAGGUACUGUGCCCCAGAUUCAUCCCCAGGCCAUGGGAUACUGGGGCUGUGAGAAGAAUUUCCAACCCUGGCAGACACUUGUGUACAAUUUCACUGAUAACAGGUAUGGGGGCGUCCUAGUGCACCCCCAGUGGGUGCUCACAGCUGCCCACUGCAUAAACAAUGCCCUGUGGAGGGGGGACUCAGGGACCCCACUGAUCUGUGAUGGUAUGCUUCAAGGAAUCACGUCCUGGGGCCACAUCCCAUGUCGCUGCCCCACUAUGCCUGCUGUCUACACCAAAGUGAUGCCCUACAUGCAGUGGAUAAAGAGACCAUAUUGGCCAACAGUUGAAUGUUCCUGCCCUCCCCCUCCCCUUACUCAAAUCAAAUACACAUGAAAUUCUGGCAUCCUCUGGCUUUUCCAGAUGUGGAGGACCCACCCAGCCUCCCGAAGUGGAAGGGUGUGGGAAACAGAACACCACAAUGACCAGAGGCACAUAUUCAUUCAGGCUCCAAGAUCUGAGAAAACUCGAGAUCGAGAUUGUAAGGUUAAAAACGACCUGAGAGGACCUGAGUGAAUUGCCCUUGGGAAAUGUGGUCUGUUCUUUAGUACGCACAUAAGGAUGUUUUGCUCAAAGGAAGCCAGCUGUAUAUAGCACAGUGCGUUCACUCCCUUCUUUGUCUUUGCUUCUGUCGUAAAGAUUCUUAUCAGAACAUAUGUAUCUGCUAGACUGCUCUCCUACGCAAGAUAUGUACGAUAGCUGAAUCAGAUGUACAUUGUGGACAUGCUUUGCUAAGUUUCUGUUAAUCAUUGCUGAUCUGUUUUUCCUGAAAAUGUAUAUAAGAAGAUGUACAAUAAACCUUGGUGCCUCGGGCUGUUGGCUCGGGGUCCCCUGUG